Messenger RNA from Phaedon cochleariae (mustard beetle), 2268 nucleotides. The record is from the annotation of a GenBank genome assembly. NCBI's taxonomy places the organism in Eukaryota, Metazoa, Arthropoda, Insecta, Coleoptera, Chrysomelidae.
AUGGCCUCAGAUACAAAUGAACUGUUUCCUAUACCUGCAUACUGCAAAACAAUAGUUGGAUCAGAAGAUGGAACCAUUGAAGACAGUCCUUUACAGAAAUUGGAAAUUUCUAAUCCUGCUAGAAUAUUACAACUUUGUGAGGGCCUUACUGAUAGAACAACAAAAAAACUUGAAAUCAAAAUUAACAAAUAUUUGCAAGCUGAAACUGAUGCUUCUAGUGUUUUCAUGAUAAAUCUUCUGACAGUAUCUGAAGAGGCUAUGGUCCAAGUGGUUGGAGAUAAUAUCUUAGAGACAAGCAUUCGUACACCUCUUUCUGAAGACACCAUCAGUGACAUUGUAGAGUACAAGGAUAAUAGUCUGAAAUGUGCUGAGAAGCUUGAUCCAAAACUGCAAACUUUGAUCAAUGAGAUUGUUACAAAAGAUACAGGGGAUCUGAACAUUGUGCCUAUUGUUGCCAAAGAAAGAAGAGCCAACAUACCCAAGAAGACGAUAGUAAGCCCCGUGUACCUCGUGUGUUUCGUGAACUCCUCCAAGGACAACAGGUACAUAACGACGCUGGUCCAUGAGACGUUCAAGUACUGUCUCGCCCUCCUCCUCAACACGCGAGAGUGCGAGGAGGAGCGCCGGCUGAAGCAGCAAUGUCAGUCGCUGUUGGCCGUCGCCAGGAAGCUCUUCUCGCAUUUGGGCGAUCUCAAUGAUCUGCUGAAGGAGAUCAUGUCCGAGGCGAGGCGGUUAACCAACGCCGAGAGGUGCAGUCUGUUCUUAUUGGAUCCUGACCAUAUGCACCUUGUUGCCAAAGUUUUUGACGGUAUGAGUCCCGCUGAGAAGAAUACUGAGGUUCGAAUAGCUAAAGAUCAAGGAAUCGCAGGUCACGUCGCCGCUACCGGCACCAUCCUCAACAUCAAGAACGCCUACAAACACCCGCUUUUCUACAAGGGCAUCGACGAGGCCACAGGCUUCAAAACGCGUAAUAUCCUCUGUUUCCCCAUUCGCGACGAGGACACGAUAGUAGGCGUCGCCCAGCUGUGUAACAAAAUGGACGGGCACUUUGAUUACUUCGACGAGCAGGUGGCGAACGCGUUUAGUAUCUAUUGCGGCAUUUCGAUCAUGCACAGUUUGGUGUACAAGAGGAUACAGGACGCGCAGGCCAGGAGCCAGUUGUCCAACGAACUGAUGAUGUAUCACAUGCAGGUUAGCGACCAGGACGUAGCCGACGUGGUCACGUGCCCCAACUCGCACGACCUGCCGAACUUCGAGAGCUUCUCCUUCGUGCCGCGCAGGGUGUUCCACAGGGAGACACCCUGCUUCGUCCUCGAGAUGUUCGAGCGCUUGGAUCUGAUCGACCAUUUCCGUAUCAAGCGCGACACCCUGGCUCGGUUCAUUCUCUAUGCCAGGAAAGGGUACCGGGAUGUGCCUUAUCACAAUUGGCAGCACGCCUUUUCGGUGGCCCAUUUCGCGUUUUUGUGCUUGAGGAAUUUCCAGCUGGUCGAAAAGGGAUAUUUGUCAAAAUUAGAGGCCUUAGCAUACCUUAUAUCGUGUCUGUGCCAUGACAUAGACCACAGGGGCACUACCAACGCCUUCCAACAACAAUCGAACAGCGUACUGGCCAGUCUCUAUUCCAGCGAAGGAUCUGUCAUGGAGAGACACCAUCUCUCACAGACCAUUUGUACCCUCAAUACGGAAGGUUGUAACUUCUUAGAGUCUCUCAGCAGGGAAGAUUAUAUCAAGUGCUUAGAUCUGAUAAAAAAUAUGAUUCUCGCUACCGAUCUGGCUAUUCAUUACAAGCUACAUUCUAGACAAUUGGCAAUGGCACAGGAAGGCUUCACCAGAUCGAAUCCGGAACAUCGAUAUUAUUUGUGUAGUUUAUUGAUGACUUGUGCAGAUCUGUCGGAUCAAACGAAGGAUUGGCCUGAAACAAAGAAAGUAGCCCAACUGAUCUACACGGAAUUUUUCAUGCAGGGCGAUUUGGAGAGAAAAAUGGGCAAACAGCCAGUAGAUAUGAUGAACAGAGAAAAAGCAUCUAUACCAGAUCAUCAGCUGGAAUUCUUGACUGAAUGUUGUAUCUGUAUAUUUAGAAUUUUGUCAACGAUAUUUCCUUCUGCUAAAACGUUGGUGGAUUCGAUAACACGGAACAUAAUAGCUUGGGAAUCCUCGAAGAAUGUCUUCGACAAACUGAGAGUUGAAGGUUGUACGUCAUACGACGUUUUGAUCAGCGAGGAAUUGGAAAGACAAGUUCAAGCAACGUUGGAGUGUAUGCAAGAUCCCUAA